AUGCACAAAAAAGUACUCUGUUAUGAAGAAGUGGUUGACAUAUCUAACCUGAACUCCAAUUCAAAUGAUGUGAUUCCAAAACAAAAAGGAUUCGAUCAGAGCACCAUUGUUGAUCUAUUAUCGAUCAAUGAGUUUGAAAAUAUACCUCAGAUGUUUUCAAAUCAGCAAAUUGUGGAAUUACUAGAUCGGGAGAAUCCAGUAUUCGACAAUAAAUACUAUUUGGAGACAAAUUCUAUCAAAUUCAAAAUAAAAACAGAAAAUACAAGAUUAGAGAUAAUGGAAAUCUAUCGAAAACUCCAUGAAUGCGAAGAUAGAGGUCAGGAUAGUCAAACUGCCAAAUAUAAUGAAUUCGCUUUGAAUGAAAAUCAACAGAUUGAAACCAAAAGCUACACUACAGAAUUCCUAACUUCAUCUACAAAAGAUAUUAGUUUUGGUGUUCGAUUCGUUAAUCUCAUUUUUGGCGUAGAAGUUCCUCAGCUGAUGAGUAUGUUCGUAAACAGUGUUUAUUCCUCUAAGGAUUUGUUCUUGAGAGAAGCCAUUUCCAAUGCUUCUGAUGCUAUUACAAAGAUGUACGAAUCCAAAGCUUCUUUGGACGCUGAUGGAUACAAGACUAUUGAAGUUAUUCCAGAUGUCAAGAAUAAUUGCCUAAUUAUUCGAGAUAAUGGAAUUGGAAUGACUAAGGAGGAUUUGAAAAAUUAUUUGGGUUCAAUUGCUGCGAGUGGAACAGGAAAGUUUAGAGAAUUAAUGAAUUCGACAAAUAAACAAAAGAUGGAGGAUCUUAUCGGUCAAUUUGGUUUAGGAUUUUACUCCCUCUUCUUAGUUGCUGAUAGAGUAGAUGUCAUCACCAAGAAUCCGAGAGAUAGUUCAUAUUUGUGGACUUCUGAAGAGUAUGAAUUUGAUGGAUUACACGGAACUUCUAUAGUAUUGCAUCUGAAAGAGGGUGAAGGGGAAUUUCUUAAGACUGAUGUCCUGACUAAAUUAAUAAAGAAACACUCUAUGUAUAUCAGAUACCCAAUAGCACUGCACGUGGAAAAGGAGAUUGAAGUUGCAGAAGAGGAGGAGAAACCUAAAGUUGAUGAGGAGGAAGAAGCCCCCAACAAUGACAAUCAGCCAGAAGUAACAGAGGUUAAAGAAGAUGCAGAAGUUAAAAAAACUAAAAAGAAGAUCACCGAAAUGCAAAUUAUUAAUUCUGAUAUCUCAGUCUGGAAGAAAAAGGCUAAAAUGAGCUUCUUUGAAAAACCUACAGAGAAGGCUACCAACUUUAAGAUUUAUAACAAUAAUGUGUUCAUUACUGAUUCUUUGCCAAGGGAUAUUGUUCCGGAAUGGAUGAGUUUCGUAGUAGGAGCUGUCACAAGUAGUGAUUUCUCAUUGAAUAUUUCAAGGGAGUUUUUGCAAGUGAGGGAAACAUCUGAUAACAUCCAGAAGACCUUUGCACAAUUCUUAAUGUAUCCAACUAAUAAAGAUAGCAAGUUAACUUCGUUAGAUGGGUAUUGCAAACAAAUUGACGAAUCGGACAAACAGAUUCUCUAUUUAACAGGACUAAAUCAGAAAGACGUGGAAAACUCUUUGUAUUUGGAUGCAUUCAAAGAUAGAACUGUUCUAUUGAUGUCAGAUGCUAGUGAUGAGAUUAUGUUGCAAGGAUUUAAGAAUUAUAAUGGAUUGACUUUUCAGAAUAUCUCGGCUGAAGGUGUUGAUAUGGUUAGUUCUGAUGUUGACACGACAUUCGAUGAGUUUGGUGAAUACUGCCAGAAAUUGUUGGAGAAUUCGACAGAAAAAGUCAUUUUCUCAAAGAGAUUCCAAACAGUUCCAGCUUCUAUUCUAACAACUAAGCAUUCUCAUAGUUCUACUAUGGAAGCCAUCAUGAGAAGUCAUCCAAACGCAGAAAACGAUUUGAUGAUGCAAAUGAUGCUUAAAUCCAAGAAGAUAUUUGAGAUGAAUUCCGGAAAUAUCUUCGUUAACAAUCUUAAGGCACUUUAUGAUGAGAAGAAAUUAAAGAAGGUUGAUGAGUAUGUUAAAUUCCUUUAUGAUGCUACUGCUGUAGGUUGUGGAAAUCAAGCACAGGUCUCUGUAACCGAAGUUGCUGAUGAAGAUUUGAAGGGAGAGGCUGAAGUUCAGGAAGUUAAAGAUGAAUAA
This is a messenger RNA of Medioppia subpectinata, 2133 nucleotides long. The record is from the annotation of a GenBank genome assembly. Lineage: Eukaryota; Metazoa; Arthropoda; Arachnida; Sarcoptiformes; Oppiidae.